Molecule: messenger RNA, 783 nt
Organism: Mustela lutreola (European mink)
Lineage: Eukaryota; Metazoa; Chordata; Mammalia; Carnivora; Mustelidae
Gene: OIP5
Product: Opa interacting protein 5
Exons: 5
Coding region: 48-737 (229 amino acids)
Biological process (GO): CENP-A containing chromatin assembly; chromosome segregation
Cellular component (GO): chromosome, centromeric region; nucleus; chromatin
Source: RefSeq, a predicted model, not a curated record
GGGCGGGCCAGGUGCGUGUUCGAAGCGGAGGCGCGGGCUGCGGAAAGAUGGCGGCUCGGCCGCGGCGGCAUCGUUCGCGAUGUGCACAGCUUCCGGGGGGUGAUUUUUGUGAUGCCGCUAAGAAAACAACUGACAAACACUCUUGUACGACUUCUAUGGAAUGGGACACGCAGGUAGUGAACGGGUCCUCGCCGCUUGGCCCCGCAAACCUGGGGGCAGAGGAGCUGCCAUCUGGCCCGCGGCUGCCGUCGUGGCUGCAGCCUGAGAGGUGCGCGGUGUUCCAGUGCGCGCAGUGCUACGCCGUGCUCGCUGACUCUGUGCACCUCGCCUGGGACCUGUCGCGGUCCCUCGGAGCCGUGGUCUUCUCCAGAGUCACAAAUAACGUGGUUUUGGAAGCUCCCUUCCUAUUUGGAAUUGAUGGUUCGCUCAAAGGCAGCACUUACAACCUUUUAUUCUGUACUUCCUGUGGGAUUCCCAUUGGUUUCCAUUUGUAUUCUACCCAUGCUGCUCUGGCUGCCUUGAGAGGUCACUUUUGCCUUUCCAGUAACAAAAUGGUAUGCUAUCAGUUAAAAACAAAAGCCAUCGUAAAUGCAUCUGAGAUGGACAUUCACAACUUAUCUCUACCAGAAAAAGUUGCAGAGCUGAAAGAGAAGAUAAUGUUAGCACAUACUCAAUUAUAUUCACUGAUGAAGAUUCUGAAGGAAGUAACUCCGGACCAGCCCAAGUCAGAAAACUGAUCCAGAAUUAAAGCUUAAGUAUCAGGUUCAGGCCUUUUUACUAUCU